GGUCCGAUGUUCUCGUUAAUGAGGGGUGCUACUCCGGUCAUCGUAAUCAACAAAGCGCAGAUUGCUUGGGACCUACUGCAGAAACGUGGCGAGAUCUACUCGAGUAGACCGCGUCUCAUCAUCGCGCACGAGCUGUUGUCUCGGGGGCUACGCGGCCUGACCAUGCCCUAUACUAAGCAGUGGCGGACAUGGAGAAAGAUUCAGAACACGGGCUUGAACGUACGGGCGGCGCUCGCAUACCGGGAGCACCAAACACUCGAGGCGACUAUCGCUCUACGAAACUUUCUCCGAGCCCCGGAACAGUACAGUCAUCACAUCACUUUAUUCGCAACGUCCGUGGCAUUCUCUAUCGCUUACGGACAACGCACUGCGACAUUGGAGGAUGAGAAGUACAGGAGGAAUGGAGAAGCUCCCUGUUUUGACUGUAUGUUCACUUGGUUCAGGCGUACCACAUUCGCUGAUAUGACGUCCGAGGCUCUUUUACAGUACCCGUGGCUGAUGUAUCUUCCGCGUUUCAUGCAAUGGUUUAGGUUCAGAUGGGACGAGGGAUACGGCAAGGCCGAGAUGCUGUACAUGGAGCUUCUCAAAGAUGUCGAGGAUCGCUUGAAGACGGGAAUCGCGAAGGAGUGCAUGGCCACGCGUAGCCUGCGGGAUCAGGAGGCACUCGGGAUCAGUGACGUUCAACUGGCCUUUGCCAUGGCUGCGCCGUUCGCUGCUGGGAUUGAUACAGCAAUAAGUCGGUUCUUAUGGUCUACACUUGCUUCCAGGCGCAAUACUCCACAAUCAAAAUGCACAAUGAGAGGGGUUCACGAGGAACUUGACCGCGUCGUUGGUCGGAAUCGUCUCCCUAACUUUGAUGAUCAAGCAUCCCUCCCAUGUUUGGACACAUUCGUCAAAGAGCUGAAUCGUUGGCAAACCAUUACUCCGAGAGGUGUUCCUCACGCCCUCGCCGCCGACGAUGUCUACCAAGGACAUUUUAUCCCAAAAGGCACGACGAUCAUUGUGCCGAAUGUCUAUACAAUGAUGAAGGACGAGGAAACGUUUCCGGAUGCGAUGCGAUUCAGUCCGGAGGGAUUUCUCAAGACUGACGAUCCGAGGAUGCUCGACUUUACGCUGUCAUUCGGCUUCGGAAGACGCAUCUGCCCUGGGAUGCACGUCGCGUUGCAAUCAUUGUACUUCUUUUUUCGCCAGCGAUGGUGGCGUCCGCGCAGGUUCAUGUGGGCGUUUACCGUCAAACCCGCGCAGGACGAAACCGGAGCUACUGUCCUACCGGACAUGAAUAAUCAAGUGGUCUCCGGCUUAACACGCAAACCUGCUCCAUUCAAGUGCGUGAUACAGCCUCGCUUCCCGGACGUUGCGGGCAUGAUUCACAAGGAGGCGGCGGAGGCGGAUGAGACACUCAAAGCAUGGGAUUGA
This is a messenger RNA of Dichomitus squalens LYAD-421 SS1, 1416 nucleotides long. RefSeq names its product cytochrome P450. The transcript is spliced from 9 exons. Lineage: Eukaryota; Fungi; Basidiomycota; Agaricomycetes; Polyporales; Polyporaceae. The annotation marks the transcript as partial. Gene Ontology annotation, molecular function: heme binding; iron ion binding; monooxygenase activity. The record is from RefSeq and is a predicted model, not a curated record.